Messenger RNA from Didymodactylos carnosus, 1131 nucleotides. NCBI's taxonomy places the organism in Eukaryota, Metazoa, Rotifera, Eurotatoria, Philodinida, Philodinidae. The record is from the annotation of a GenBank genome assembly.
UUCAGGUAUACAACGGCUAGUUUUAAAUUCACCUAUAUUUAUAUUAAAUUCUGACGUUUUACUCUAAGGGCUACAGCUACCGUUAAAUUUCCAGCAUUAGAAUCCGGUGAACAUUGGAAAAUUGGAUGGAUUCAAGCCUGCACUCGAAUGGAAUUUUAUAAUUCUUAUGGUGAACACGGCUAUUCUAGUUGGGAAUUUCCUCAACUAAUGUCCGGUGACAAACUCAUGAUAUCUGACAGUGAUGGUAGAAACUAUCCUUGGUACGGAUCAAAAUCUGAAGUGAUCGAAGUUCAAGGACCAUGCGAUGAUUACACACUAAUAAAAGUUAAUAUGAAUGAUAAUUUUUAUCCGCACAUUACUUGGGAUAUACCCACAUCGAAUGAACGUUUAUCUCGUUUAACACAUGUUACUCGUAAUCAACAAUUUUAUACGUGGUUAGUAGCAAUGGAUGCCAUUAACGGUAGUAUUCUCGUUUUGAAAACAAUUCGUUGGCAGAUGAAAUUAGAAAUUGAAGUUGAUCCUUUACAACCUCAAGGAUCUCGAGCGAAAUUAAUUAGCGAUCCAACGCCAGAACAACCAGAAAUAUUAAAACAAAAUAUCAGAAUUCCAACAUGCGUCCUCUAUCCACCAAAUGCGAAUAGUGCUCAAAUUCUUGUGUGGCAUCCAUUAUGUCAUCUUGGUGAAAUGUCACAUAGACCAGAAAUUGUUGUACCACCACGAUGUAUGGCUAUAUUAGAUCAAAAUCCAUUUUAUUCCAAUUACAUUCGGCAUAAAACUCAUACAAGCGUUCAAAAUAAAUUAAAUGGUGGUGGUAGUUCUUCGACUAGUGGAAGCAGUGGUGGUUCAUCGUCUUCAUCGUCUGAAUCACCGCCGAGAACUAUACACUCAACGAGAUCGAGUACAAAUGAUAAAACAACGACUUGUACGAUAGUGACUACAAAUACGAAAACCUCAACAACUAAAGCUAGUCUCUACAUUCCAACGAACUCUAGUCAUAUACAUCACUCUACUAAUCAUCACGAACGAAUUUUGUUACCAGCAUCUGUCGUAGGCAAUAGUAGAUGCUAUACGGGAAUGAAACAAAUAAUUAAUCAUCAUUCGAUGUUAGCCAAUAGAGUUAUGGUACGUUAG